Messenger RNA from Trematomus bernacchii (emerald rockcod), 1960 nucleotides. RefSeq names its product probable serine/threonine-protein kinase kinX. Gene Ontology annotation, cellular component: plasma membrane; cell surface. NCBI's taxonomy places the organism in Eukaryota, Metazoa, Chordata, Actinopteri, Perciformes, Nototheniidae. Gene Ontology annotation, molecular function: serine-type endopeptidase inhibitor activity. The record is from RefSeq and is a predicted model, not a curated record. The transcript is spliced from 6 exons. Bases 56 to 1846 code for a protein of 596 amino acids.
GUAUUGCCUUUGAUUCAGACAUUUUACACACAGGCUAACACAACAUAUUGUUAAGAUGGAGAAAGCAAUGAUUCUGGUUUCUGUGCUGCUGCUGGGAUGGACCUGGACCCUCCAGGCUGUCCCUGUUGAUAUGGAUCAGGUGGAUGUUCCUGUGCAGCCUCUUGCUACUGUGGAGGUUCCUGUGGAGCAUAAUGCUACUGUGGAGGUUCCUGUGGAGCAUAAUGCUACUGUGGAGGUUCCUGUGGAGCAUAAUGCUACUGUGGAGGGCCUUAACGCAACUCUGCCUCCGUUCCGUACUGUGGAGAGUUAUGCUGCUGAGGUUCAUAUGGAGAUUAUUGCUAUUAUGAAGUUGCCUGUGGAGAAUAAUGCUACUGUGGAGGUUCCUGUGGAGAAUAAUGCUACUGUGGAGGUUCCUGUGGAGCAUAAUGCUACUGUGGAGGUUCCUGUGGAGCAUAAUGCUACUGUGGAGGUUCCUGUGGAGCAUAAUGCUACUGUGGAGGUUCCUGUGGAGCAUAAUGCUACUGUGGAGGUUCCUGUGGAGCAUAAUGCUACUGUGGAGGGCCUUAACGCAACUCUGCCUCCGUUCCGUACUGUGGAGAGUUAUGCUGCUGAGGUUCAUAUGGAGAUUAUUGCUAUUAUGAAGUUGCCUGUGGAGAAUAAUGCUACUGUGGAGGUUCCUGUGGAGCAUAAUGCUACUGUGGAGGUUCCUGUGGAGCAUAAUGCUACUGUGGAGGUUCCUGUGGAGCAUAAUGCUACUGUGGAGGUUCCUGUGGAGCAUAAUGCUACUGUGGAGGUUCCUGUGGAGCAUAAUGCUACUGUGGAGGUUCCUGUGGAGCAUAAUGCUACUGUGGAGGUUCCUGUGGAGCAUAAUGCUACUGUGGAGGUUCCUGUGGAGCAUAAUGCUACUGUGGAGGUUCCUGUGGAGCAUAAUGCUACUGUGGAGGUUCCUGUGGAGCAUAAUGCUACUGUGGAGGGCCUUAACGCAACUCUGCCUCCGUUCCGUACUGUGGAGAGUUAUGCUGCUGAGGUUCAUAUGGAGAUUAUUGCUAUUAUGAAGUUGCCUGUGGAGAAUAAUGCUACUGUGGAGGUUCCUGUGGAGAAUAAUGCUACUGUGGAGGUUCCUGUGGAGAAUAAUGCUACUGUGGAGGUUCCUGUGGAGCAUAAUGCUACUGUGGAGGUUCCUGUGGAGCAUAAUGCUACUGUGGAGGUUCCUGUGGAGCAUAAUGCUACUGUGGAGGUUCCUGUGGAGCAUAAUGCUACUGUGGAGGUUCCUGUGGAGCAUAAUGCUACUGUGGAGGUUCCUGUGGAGCAUAAUGCUACUGUGGAGGUUCCUGUGCAGCCUCUUGCUACUGUGGAGGUUCCUGUGGAGCAUAAUGCUACUGUGGAUGUUCCUGUGCAGCCUCUUGCUUCUGUGGAGGUUCCUGUGGAGCAUAAUGCUACUCUGGAGGUUCCUGUGGAGCAUAAUGCUACUGUGGAGGUUCCUGUGCAGCCUCUUGCUACUGUGGAGGUUCCUGUGGAGCAUAAUGCUACUGUGGAUGUUCCUGUGCAGCCUCUUGCUUCUGUGGAGGUUCCUGUGGAGCAUAAUGCUACUAUGGAGGGCCUUAACGCAACUCUGCCAACUCUGCCUCCGUUCAAUGCUACAGAGGACUGUAAAAAAGCACCAGAAACAGGUCCUUGUAAGGCAUAUAUGCCAAGGUACUUCUCCAACUCCUCCUCAAUGAACUGCGAGAUCUUCAUCUAUGGAGGGUGUGGAGGAAACCUGAACAACUUUAGAAAUGACACAGAGUGUAUGGAUAGCUGUCACCCUGAAGCAGAGCUCCCAACGGCAAUAUGUCUGGACUGUUAAAGUCCUUUUGAGUCGGACCAACUGGAAGCAAGUGAGAUGAAGAACGCUUCUGCACUCAGAACAUGUAAACUUGUAUUAAAACAAAUCACAAUUAAAAAAAUGUGCUUACUAAUA